Salpingoeca rosetta is the source of this 2566-nucleotide messenger RNA. Its product is annotated as tyrosine phosphatase receptor type C. The transcript is spliced from 7 exons. The record is from RefSeq and is a predicted model, not a curated record. NCBI's taxonomy places the organism in Eukaryota, Choanoflagellata, Craspedida, Salpingoecidae. Gene Ontology annotation, molecular function: protein tyrosine phosphatase activity. The coding region runs from base 174 to 2222 and encodes 682 amino acids. Gene Ontology annotation, biological process: protein dephosphorylation.
UGUUGCUGAGCGAAAGAGAAGAACAAGCAAGAAGAAGAAGAGAUUGGUUGAACCUUGUUGUGGUUGUUGUUGUUGCUGUUGCUGUUGCUGUUCCACCCCCUCCUCCUCCCUUCCUCCCCCCUCCUUCCCCUCCUCCCCUCCACGCCAGGCACAGUUCCACACGCUGCGAGAGGAUGGGCGAUGCACAGGCGCCCAAGGCGAGGCGCCGUAGCUCACUGGCGACGCUGAUUGAUGGGCUGCAGACGGAGUUUGACCACGUUCGCUUCGCGCUCGCCUCGGAUGCCGCCGGGCUAUCGGAGGACGGCGCUGCAGAGAACAACAGCAAGGCACGUCGCCGUCGCUCGUCCGCGUCUGCAAGCGGAGACAACAAGCACACAUGGACCCUCUUUCCCAUGAACAGGAAUCUGUUCAAGGGCAUCCCCUUGUCCAGCUUGAGCGAUGCUGCGGGCAAGUCAGAUCUGGACGCCAGCUUCAAGACAGCCGCCACCAACCGGUUCCUGGACAUCCUGCCGUACGACAAGACGCGCGUGCGCCUGCCCGUGUACAAAGGUCAGCCGCUCAGCACGUACAUCAACGCCAGCUACAUUCAUGGCCCAGACGGGCGCGAGCGAGCGUACAUCGCCGCAAUGGCCCCAAAGAACACAACGGUGCAGUCGUUCUGGCGCAUGAUCUGGCAGGACCGCGUCAGCAUCAUCGUCAUGCUGUGCAAGCAGCAGGAAGGAGGGAAGGAGCAGUGCGCGCAGUACUGGGGCCUCAAGACAGGCAACAAGGUCAAGGUCGCCGACAUGCUCAUCACCACGACGCGUGUUGUGCACGACGACAAGAAGGGCAUCACCCGCACCGUCCUCAACAUCAACCACCCGAGCGGCGAACAAAGAACCAUUCAGCAUUUCUGGUACCAGGCCUGGUCUCCUGAAAAUGCAAUCCCAAUGACAGUGGAUCAGCAGCGGGUUGACCCGACCAAACUCCUUGCCCUCGUCAACCACGUCAACCUCUAUGAGAAGCAGCAUGGCGUGGGCGGGCCAAUCCUGGUGCACUGCACGGCUGGUGUUGGCCGAACAGGCUGCUUCAUCGCCGUCGACCACAUCUGCAAGCUGCUCGAGGCAAACCAGCGGGCGAACACGUUGAAGGUGGUGGAGGCGCUGCGGCGGGACCGCGUUGCCAUGGUGCCCACCGUCAAGCAGUAUGAGUUCGUGCAGGUGGCAGCCAUCGUCUUUGCAAAGCUCGUUGGCGCGCAGAUUAAGCUCAACGACACAGCGGCCGACAGCCCGACCACUCUCGAUCCAGACGUGCUUGCAGCGAACCGCCAGGAGUUGGUGUCACAGCUUCGACCUGAGGCCGCGUUUGCACCACCACCAUCUGCACAGAGCCCCUUCUCACGGAAGGCGUUUGCAAGCAUGACAGCAAUGCCCCGGCCCAGCAUGUCGGCAACACAGGCGAUGGCAGCCGUAGCGGAGGAGCCCGCGCUCUCAACGGAUCGCCACGAGCAAAAGGGCGGAAGCGUGCAGUCGUCUGCCGCAACGUCGGCAACAGCAUCGACCACAACCACGGCGAGCAGGCGUGGUGACAGCACGCGCAGCGACAGCAAGUCGGGUGGACGCGGCAGCAAGAAGAAGAGGAAGAAGCAGAGCAGCAAGAAGGAGAAGAAGGAGAAGAAGGAGAAGAAGGAGAAGGAGCAAAGGCGGUCACGAAGAGGAAGUGAACAGACAACCGAGCAACCCGCUGCUGCCGCUGCCGCUGUGAUUGACGACAACCUUGACGACAACGUGGUGCUGCGGGAGGAUGGGCGCGACAUUGCGGCCGAGCAGAGCAAGUGGAGCCAGGAGAAGGAGUUGUUUGAGCUUGAACGCCGGCUGCAGCAGGUCACGCGGGAUCUGACGGCACUGGAGACGCAGCGCACGGAGCUUGAGAUGCUGCUGAAGACGAGGGAAAAGGCUGUCAAGGAGCAGGAAGAGACGGUCGACAGCACCAAGACCGCAUACAAGGACGCGCAGCAGCUUGGUGAGUGGCAGCAGGGUGAUCCGGAGAGCGAGUUUGGGCGGAGCAUGGCGCUGUGCAUGCAGCCUGCAUACGCCUACGAGCCCCUGAUUGUCAACGCAGACAAGCCGGCACGCAGCCUGGAUGAUGUCAACGACGACGAAGCGAACCGCCGGGCCACAGCGGAGGCGAUGGGACUGCAACUGCUGGCAGUGGUCUCGUCAGUGCUGCGGCAGCCGCUGUAGCGCCGCCUCUACGAUCACGCGCGCGCGCACAACUCUAAAAACACACACGCACACGCACACGCACACGCACGCACACGCACGCGCACGCACACGCACACACACUCACUCACACAACGUACACAACAUAUGCAAACGUACAUGCAAGUGAACCGACACAGCCCGCUUCACAUUCAAAGGCACAAGUGAUCUUCUUGUACGAUCUUUCGUUUGCUCAAGCCCAUUCCUGAUGCAUGCUCGUACCGUUUUGUUCCGCCUGUGCUUGCUUCUUCUUGUCUUUUAAAAUACCUUGCGUUCCAUAUCUCUGCGUGCUUCCCUUUUCUUCUCAAUACACAACUGUAACUGUG